CUGUGCUUCUGCUCUCUGGUGAGAAGGAUCCAUAUCUCCUGUGUGCCAGUGCUCCCAGGCGGGGCCUACCCCCAGCACACCCACAUCCAACACAACGCACAUGUCAGCGAAAUCUAGGUAACAUUGGCCUAGCAGCAGUCGCAUCGAGGCGACCGAGGCGGCAUCUGGUCUUCCGCCGCCCAUCGCGCCAACCCAAUUAAUCUCGUGUCGGUCUCGGAGUGCUGCUCCAGACCAAGACUGCAACAGCCCCCAUGCGUCGACCGACCGUGAGCGCGCUUCGAACGACCUGUCAUUUAACUGUUCGGAGCCUCGCGCGCGGCGCUAGGUGCCGGACUUUGAUUCAGCCUCGAAACGCCGGCCCCGGAAGCCUCAGCGGCGUUCGUAUUUACUCGUCGCGCCCCAGCGCUCGGCCUCCUCCCAAGCAUGCGCCCACGGAGCCCCUGCAGUCCUCCAUGUUCUCCCGCCGCCUCGCCGUUCUCCUGACGUCCACGCUUGUCGGAUACGGCGCGUGGUACUCAUACCAGGGCAACAAUAUGACUGAUCCGGCCCGCUCCUACACCCCGGGCCCUGCCAAGCCUAUCGACGGUGCCGCCCCGACUCGGAAUGUCCUCGUCAUAGGCGCCGACGAGCUCUACACAGGCACGUUUGUCGGCGAGGGUCCCAUCUCCAAGACUACCGAGGACGAGCGGCGCAUGGUCGUCGAGAUGCUCAACCCCGACCAGUCUACCCACAAGCUUCGCAAGAACGAACAAUCGUAUCUUGUCAACAGAGGCCAGGGUGUUGUGCGCUACGAUCUGGUUCAACUACCCAGCAAUGACCCCAUCGAGGAUGACCAUGCCGAGAAAAUUGUCGAGGUGCCUGGAAAGUCGGAGGCUGGCCAGUCUGUUGCCCAGAACGACUGGAUGUUCUGGGGAGUCUUUGACGGUCAUUCUGGAUGGACGACCUCUGCCAAGCUGCGACAGGCCUUGAUCGGGUCCGUCGCGAGGGAGCUCAACGACACCUAUCGCGCCGCGCCCGGCAUGAAGCCACCCGCGGACGCAAUCGAUGCAGCCAUGAAGGCGGGUUUUACGCGCCUCGACGACGAGAUUGUCAACCAGAGCGUCGAGAAAGUGCUUAAGCAAAACAACAAGACGGCAGCGGCGGAACUUCUGGCGCCCGCGCUGUCGGGGUCGUGCGCGCUCUUGUCUUUCUAUGACAGCCAGUCCAAGCUGCUACGCGUUGCUUGCACGGGUGACUCGCGAGCCGUUCUCGGCCGUCGCUCGGCGUCGGGCAAGUGGUCCGCUACGCCCUUGUCGAUCGAUCAGACAGGCGGCAACCCCGACGAGGCCGCCCGCAUGCGCAAGCUGCACCCAGGCGAAGAGCAUGUGGUACGGAACGGCCGAGUUCUCGGCGGCCUUGAGCCCACACGAGCGUUUGGCGACGCCAGCUACAAAUGGACUCGCGAGGUGUCGGAGCGACUGCGGCGGUCCUUUUUCGGGAGGACGCCUUCGGCUCUUCUCAAGACGCCCCCAUACGUCACAGCAGAGCCAGUGGUCACCACGACCAAGAUUGAGCCCGAAAAGGGCGACUUCCUCGUCCUGGCUACUGACGGCCUCUGGGAGAUGCUUACGAACGAGGAAGUCGUGGGCCUCGUCGGUAAGUGGCUAGAGAGCCAGACCGCGACCGGGACCCAGUCGCAGCUCGGCGCGGUGUGGUCCAACAUUUUCGGCUCGCAACAGAGCGGGCUCCCGGUUGAGGGCUCACAAGCCGCUUCUGAUUCGGGUGGCCAGAAGACGCCCAUCCGCAUACUGCAGUGGGGCCUAUCGCCCGACGGCAAGGACCGCUUUGUUGUCAAAGACAAGAACGCGGCAACCCACCUCAUCCGCAACGCUCUCGGCGGGAGGAACGAGGAGCAGGUCUCAGCACUCCUGACCCUCCCGUCCCCAUUUUCUAGGAGGUACCGGGAUGAUCUCACCGUCCAGGUAAUAUUCUUUGGCAGCGGGGAGAGGACAACAGGCGAGGUCGUUGUCAAUGAGGAGGCCACGGCGCCGGCUACAAAUUCAGCACGGGCAGCCGUGAAGCCUAAACUUUAAGGCCGUAGCCAUUGAUCAGAUCGAUAUCAAACACCUGCAACUAAGGCUUUGAUUUCUAUGCGAGCUAGGAUGCGGUGCCUUUCUUAGUAUUCAUCCGUGC
Molecule: messenger RNA, 2172 nt
Organism: Gaeumannomyces tritici R3-111a-1
Lineage: Eukaryota; Fungi; Ascomycota; Sordariomycetes; Magnaporthales; Magnaporthaceae
Exons: 3
Coding region: 252-2072 (606 amino acids)
Biological process (GO): protein dephosphorylation
Molecular function (GO): protein serine/threonine phosphatase activity
Source: RefSeq, a predicted model, not a curated record